AUGGACCCCCAGCCCCCGGGGGCCCCCGGGGCCCCCGGCCGCGUGCUGCUGGCUUCUGUCUCGAACAUAAAGUACCCUGUGGACUUGGACUUGAUUCACCAUCUCUUUUCCAGAUUCGGAGAAGUCGAGAAGGUGAGCUGCAGCAGCAGCAGCAGCAGCAGCAGCAGCAGCAGCAGCAGCAGCGGGGUGGGAGUUAGUCGGGGUGGGAGUGGGGUUGAGGCGGCGGAAGCAGCUGCUGCAGCAGCAGCAGCAGUUGCUGCUGCAGCAGCAGCUGCUGCUGCUGCUGCAGCAGUGGGUAUCGUGAGUUUCUUCAAAACCCCGAGUUUGUACCAGGCCCUCGUCCAGUUUGCUUCUGCAGCACAAGCCCGCGAGGCGCUGCUGCACCUCCACAACCGCAACAUUUACGACGACUGCAACACUUUGCAGCUGCAGCAGAGUCGGCUGCAGCAGCUGACAGUGAAGGCCAAUUCUUCGCGGUCUUGGGACUAUACUCAGGAUUCCGGGGGGCCUCGUGCUGCUGCUGCUGCUGCUGCUGCAGCGCAGCAGCAGCAGCAGCAGCAGCAGCAGGGGGUGGUGUUGGCCGGGGUGGCCGGGGUGGGCGUGGGGGGCCAGCAGCCGCCCGCGCCGCAGCAGCAGCGGCACUUCUUCGCGCCGUAUGCUGCGCUGCAGCAGCAGCAGCAGCAGCUGCUGCAGCAGCAGCAGCAGCAGCAGCAGCAGCUCUUUCCCCUCGAAAGGCUGCCUCAGGAACUCAGAGACAUCGACUUCGAAUACGCAAACCCUUCACAAACCCCCGUCAUCAUCGUCUACAACAUCCCAGCCUCCGUCAACAUCCAGAUGCUGUUUAACCUGUUCAGCUUGUACGGAAGUGUUUUGCGAAUUAAAAUUCUGAAAGAAAGACCCGACACGGCUUUGAUCCAAUACGCCCUUCCUUUCUACGCAACCAUUGCCCAGAGACUCAUGCUCGGGGCAGUUUGCGAAGGCCAGGAGCUGCAGAUGACCCUCAGCCGCAACAAGGAAGUGCGGCUGCCGUCAGCAGCAGCAGCAGCAGCAGCAGCAGCAGCAGCAGCAGCAGACUCAGCAGCAGCAGAAGACGAAAAACGCACUGUGGCCUUCACCAUGAAGGACCAAAGAUACGGGGCGGAAGACAUAGAGAAGUACGUGAAGAGCGCAUGCAAGCCGACGCGGACAGUGUUUGUGGCCAACAUAAACGAAGCAGCAACAACAGAAGACAUAAUAGAGUUGUUUAAAAAUCAGGGAAAAGUGAACAAAAUAAACUUCAAAAAGCCGAAAAACGAAAACAGCAAAACCAAACUCUGCAUCAUGGAGUUGGAAAGCGAAGAAAAGGUCACUCAAGGUGGCCUUUUCAAAAAGCGUUAUUUAGCUGCUGCAGCAGCAGCAGCAGCAGCAGCAGUUGCUGCAGCAGCUACCGCAGCAGCAGCAGCAGCAGCAGCUACUGCAGCAACAGCAGCAGCUACUGCAGCAGCAGCAGCAGCUACUGCAGCAGCAGCAGCAGCAGCAGCAGCGGCUACAGCAGCAGCAGCAGCAGCAGCUACUGCAGCAAUAGCAGCAGCAGCAGCUACUGCUGCAGCAGCAGCAGCAGCAGCAGCUACAUCCGCAGCAGCGAGCAAAACGGCUGCAGCAGCAACAGAGUGA
Eimeria necatrix is the source of this 1653-nucleotide messenger RNA. Its product is annotated as polypyrimidine track-binding protein, putative. The coding region runs from base 1 to 1653 and encodes 550 amino acids. Lineage: Eukaryota; Apicomplexa; Conoidasida; Eucoccidiorida; Eimeriidae. Gene Ontology annotation, cellular component: nucleus. Gene Ontology annotation, molecular function: ice binding; mRNA binding. Gene Ontology annotation, biological process: regulation of RNA splicing. The record is from RefSeq and is a predicted model, not a curated record. The transcript has 6 exons.